Messenger RNA from Penicillium malachiteum, 1236 nucleotides. Its product is annotated as sterol homeostasis protein ARV1. Gene Ontology annotation, cellular component: Golgi apparatus; cortical endoplasmic reticulum. Gene Ontology annotation, biological process: sphingolipid metabolic process; sterol metabolic process; intracellular sterol transport. The transcript is spliced from 2 exons. The coding region runs from base 1 to 1236 and encodes 411 amino acids. The record is from RefSeq and is a predicted model, not a curated record. NCBI's taxonomy places the organism in Eukaryota, Fungi, Ascomycota, Eurotiomycetes, Eurotiales, Aspergillaceae.
AUGCCUAUCUGCAUAGAGUGUUCGUAUCCGGUCUCGCACCUGUACAGUGCUUACAGUCGGGCCGAUGAUCGCUCCCAAGGAAAGGGGGUGCGAUUGACUCAGUGCCCACGAUGCCAGCGUUUCGCCGACAAAUACGUCGAAUAUGACUUCGUCGUGAUCUUUAUUGACCUAGUACUCAUCAAACCACAACGAUCAAUCAUUCGUCUCGGUAUCCUUUUACUCCUAUUUGACGUUUACUUGACUUGGGCCCGACUCGAGAAAGACCCAUCUCUAGCGACGGCUUUCAUUUCUCGUGCUCCAAUCGUCGUGCAAUACCUCUUCUUCCUCACCUUGAACGCGCUCGCGACCCUUGCGCACCACCUCACAGUCCGCCUACUGGCCUCGGUCCUCGUUCCAAAAUCCCAUCGAUAUGUCUCGUCGGAGGUUCCCAACAGCGCGAACAACCCGUCCAGCAACACGUAUUCCAAUAACUCCGGCGAUACGACCGACGGCGCAACCACACCUUUACCUACUGAACCCCCAACACCAACCCUCAAGCCCUCACCUUCAUCACAAACCAUAAACGCACAAGCCCAAUCAAACAAACUUACCCCGAACCCGAGCUCCUCAAGUGAUCCUCAAUCCCAACCAGACCCUUCUCAAAAUCCACACAAUCUACACAAUCUCCUUCCAGCAUCAAUCUCUCUUCCCGCACCAGCAAGACCACCACCACCUCUCCGGCGCGCCUCUACAGCCCCAAUCCAAAACAUCAAACCACUGCCACCGCCAACAGCCGCAAGUCCAACCGCAAUUAGCACCGCCCUGCUAGUAAGCAGUUGCGCAAAGCUAUUCCCCAUCCUCCUGGUAAUCUGGGGUGCGGACGGCAGCGGCACCAGCAAAACGGGAACUACAGCUACAACGUCAAACCCACACUCCAAGGCUGCACUUUCAUCGUCUAGGGACGCGGAGUACGCUGCUUCGGGAUCCUCAUCGCUUGUUGAAGCGUGGCUUGGAGCUGCAGAAUCAUUCCUACGACCCUUCCUGCCUACGAGGUACCUUACAGGCUUGUUUGAUAUCCUUGCCUCAUUGUUGUCGCUUGGUGUUGUCGAUACACAUCUUGUGUUACUGAGUAAUAUUGAGGCGCUUUAUAUCUUGCUUGGAUGUGGGUAUUUGAGGGCUGUUGCAGUUGCGGUUGCGGGACAGGUUGCUCGGUGGGCGGUUCAGAAGGUUAUCCUUGGAGCUGUGGGGGUUGGAUAA